Chaetomium globosum CBS 148.51 is the source of this 1455-nucleotide messenger RNA. RefSeq lists its product as uncharacterized. Gene Ontology annotation, cellular component: preribosome, large subunit precursor. The record is from RefSeq and is a predicted model, not a curated record. Gene Ontology annotation, molecular function: protein binding. Bases 1 to 1455 code for a protein of 484 amino acids. The transcript has a single exon. Gene Ontology annotation, biological process: ribosome biogenesis. Lineage: Eukaryota; Fungi; Ascomycota; Sordariomycetes; Sordariales; Chaetomiaceae.
AUGGACGAGCCAAUGGUAGACGCCUCCGGGGCGCAGGUCAAAGUCACCUUCACCACCACCGAGGCCGAUCUCCAGCUUCCCGAGUCUAAGCGACAACUUCUCGUACCCGCAGACAUCCGCCGCUAUGGCCUUUCUCGUGUCCUCAAUUCCGAGUCGAUGCUCGACACCGGUUCCAUCCCCUUCGACUUCCUCGUUAACGGGAGCUUCCUUCGAACCAGCCUCGAAGACUACCUCACCAACAACGGCCUCUCUCUCGAAUCCAACCUUACCCUACAAUACGUCCGCAGCUUAAUACCUCCGGUGUACGAAGCCAGCUUUGAGCACGACGACUGGGUCAGCGCCGUCGAUGUGCUCUCCGCGAGCUCACCCUCAGGUCGCUGGUCCGGCGACAAUUUCCAGCGCGGCCAGGACAGGAUUCUCUCAGCUUCGUUUGACGGCCUGCUGAGGAUAUGGAAUGCUUCCGGUCAGGUCAUUGCGACCUCUCCUUCAGGAAGUCACGGUGGACACACAGCCAGCAUAAAAGCGGCCAAAUUCCUCACCAACUCCCAGCUCGCGUCCGCUGGCAUGGACCGGACGGUGCGGGUAUGGAAGUACACCGAGAGCGACCACUUCUCAGGCGAUCUCAAGCCCACCCUCGAACUGUACGGCCACACCGGCUCAAUCGACUCGCUCGAAGUCGACGGUGCCUCCAAGCGCAUCCUGACGGCCUCUGCCGACGGCUCAAUCGGGUUCUGGAGCACCUCCAAGGCGUCAGCCCCCGAAGCGGACAGCUCGCUCCUACCCAACGCGCACACCUCCAAGCGCCGCAAGGUCACCACCUCAGUCACGGCCGCCCAGCGCGGGCCCCUCUCACUCAUGCCAAUCCACUCGGCGCCCGCCAGCGCAGCUGUCUUCGACCCGCGCGACCGCACGGUCGCCUACUCGGCCUCGCAGGACCACACACUGCGCACCAUCGACCUCACCACCAGCACGGUGGUCACCACGCACUCGACCUCCCACCCGCUCCUCUCCCUCUGCGCCCUGCCCCGCGGCAACAGCGCCUCCCCUCUACUCGCCGCCGGCACAGCGGCGCGGCACAUCACGCUGGUGGACCCGCGGGCGAGCGCGGCGACGACGUCGGUCAUGACGCUGCGCGGGCACGCCAACAAGCCCGUGGGGCUGUGCGCGUCGCCCCGCAACGAGUACGCCCUCGUCUCGGGCGCCCACGACGGCACCUGCCGCGUGUGGGACCUGCGCAGCGUGCGGCCGGCCACGCAGGAGGAGGGCGGACUGGGCAGUGUGAGCGAGGCCGUGUAUGUCAUUGAGCGCGAGGGGGCUAAGGGAGGGAAGAAGACCGUAGCUGGGGAGGGGUGCAAGGUGUUUGGGGUGGUGUGGGAUGCCGAGCUGGGGAUUGUCAGUGGUGCGGAGGAUAAGCGCGUGCAGAUUAACGCGGGGAGGGAUGUUGUUGCUGAGUAA